AUACAUAUAUUCGAAGUAUUUGAAAAAUUUUGGCGCGACCACGGUGGUUGGUUGGUAACGAUGUGGAGAGCGAGCGUAUACGCGGAAACGCAGCUUUGACGCGGGAGACAAUAGCGAAACAGAGAAAGUAAAUUCACCGAUGACUUGCCACCCACCGUGGACAGAAUACAUCGAAAGGAUCGGGCCGACAGUGAAAGGAACAUCCUCGUGGCAGAUUGACUAGCGAAGCGAUCGAUCGGUCGAUAAAUCGUGAUAUAUCUCGUGGACCGCGUGUGAAUGCUUUGCUGAGCGAAUAUUUUGUCAAGAGGGAAAAAAAGGAAGAGUAUAAAAUAUAGAGAUUUGUGUUAGAUAGAAGACUAGUGCGUCUCUUGCGUGGUGUUCGCGAAUAAAUAUCCUCGAAUGGUAUCGUAUGAUAUUAGUGAAUCGUCGAUGAGUCCAGGGACGAUCGUCGUCGGUGUGUCCCGAUCGUGCGAUAGUGUUUGAAAAGACGAUCGUCAGUCGAGGAAUCGUCGAGUUAGUAUAUAAACUAAGGAAAACGUUACCGACGGAAAAGUUCAUUCAUACGACGUGCUCGAGAAGCAGCGACGCGGGAACUUUUGGUGGAAAAGGAGGAGGAGGAGGAGGAGGAGGAGGAGGAGAAGGAGGAGGAGGAGGAAGAAGAAGAAGAAGAAGAAGAAGAAGAGACGGAGGUGGCGGCGCGGAAGGCUGCAGUGGUGGCGGCGGUGGGACGAGGGGAAGAGGAGUUUUGGGCCCGGCGGAGAAGUUUGAAGCCGUCAAAGUGGCUUCUUCACUGGGGCUCCAGGGGCCUUCUGCGCCGAUCGGGGCCCAAUUGCUGGCUACUGGCGGUUCAGAGGAUGCGCCGGCCGCGACCGUUUACCACGCCAAUCUGGUAGCCGGUAGCAACACCUCCGUCGUGACAGCGGCGCUCCAGCAGCCCGUAUUAGCGAGCCUUAACUCGGUGGCAUUGGCCAGUAUGCAGGCCUCCGCGGAGGCCAACUCGCUGGAUAUACAGGCCAUGCAGUCCAUGGACUGGCUCUUCAAGAAAGAGCGAAUAUAUCUACUCGCCCAGUUCUGGCAACAGAGGGCGACGUUAGCGGAGAAGGAAGUGUCCGCGUUGAAGGAACAACUAGCCACCGCGAACGAUGGUAACUCUAAGACUGAGGGACACCAAUUGUCCCAGACUUCGCAGGGAAGCGAUCAGCAGCAGCAACACGACGCUAGUAAUCCCAGGAGAACGCCGAAUAGUAAUCUCGAGCAGGAAUUGCAGGCCAAGGACAAAGAGAUCAGUCAACUGUUGGAGGAGGUAUCCAGGUUACAACAGAAUUUACAACGUCUUCAAGAAACGAGCGCGCAAGCGACGGCGCGUCUCGAGGAAGAACUCGAAGCACGAAGACAGCACAUCAGUAGAUUGGAGAGUAAAUUGGAACGGCAGAGAGAUUACGAUGACCUGAAGCGCGAGAUCAGCGUGUUAAGGUCGGUCGAUCUCUCUCAGAUUCCAACCGGCGAACCUGGCAAGAGUCUCGAACACCUUUUAAUGGAACGUUCCAAAGCUCUCCAACAAGCUGAAAGUUUAAAACCACCGAACACACCGGACACACUCGGUGGACUAUCGUCACCCCUGCAGCGCGCCUCGACCGCCUCGCCCCAUGGGGUCGGAGGUGGGCCACCUUCGUCCCUCGUUUCCUCCCAACAAGCCCCACCGCCACCUCCGACCUCGGUAUCCCUUCCGCCACGCUCCACGCCGACACCUUCCUCCGCAACAUCGACGACUUCCAGCCUCCUCUUUCCUCCGCCUCUCCAAAACGUCGAAACCUUCGGCUCCUUCCUCGGCGAGGAGAUCGUCGCCAACUGGAGGCGGACGUUGGAGAGGUCGAUUAUAAAUCAACAACAACAACAACAGCAGCAGCAGCAACAACAACAACAGCAGCAGCAGCAGCAGCAGCAGCAACAACAACAGCAGCAGCAACAACAACAACAACAACAGCAACAGCAGCAAGUCCAACAGGUGCAACAUCAACAGGUACAACAACAACAACAGCCACAACCACAACAACAACAGCAGCCACAACAACAGCAGCAGCCACAACAACAACAGCAAAGCACUCAAAUCUCUCAAUUAACGCAACAACAGCUGCAGCAAGUCCAACCGUUGAUAGGGCUCCAUCCACCGACGACGCCGAGCAGCCUAAAUCAUCUUCCAUCGCCAACGGAAGCGUCGUCUAGUUCGAACAACGCACCGAGCAAGUCGAGCACUCCUUUGGGUACUACGUCUAUGGGAACGACGACGUUAGCCACGACGAACCUAGGGACAACGCCACUGGGUACAACGUCGUUGGGCACGUCGACGUUGGGCACGGCGUUAGGUACGACGUUGGGCACGACGUUGGGUACGACGUUGGGUACGACGUUGGGCACGACGCCGCUCAUCGGUUGUCUCGAUUCAAGCGAGAAGGCGUCGACGCCAGUUCCCGGUCACGAAACGCCGGCGCCGCAGACGCCAUCGUCGACGAGCGCACUGACAUCGCCGCCGAGCUUUCAACCGCCCACGUCGAUGGUCGAGACGAGCACCUCCUCCGCCUCCGUCAACGGCGGAGGCGUUACGCCCAGCGCUGUCUCAACGGCGCCGCCGCCGAAGAGUCCGGCCGAUCAGGAAUCCUGUCACAAUAACAAUAACAACAGUCAUCACCUAGCAAAUAACAAUAUAGGCGGAUUAAGCGUCCUCGAUACCUUAAAGAGUCCCUUCCGUUUCGACGACAGAACGCAUCCGUUCAGAUUCGGUGAUGAAUUUGGUGCCGCCGGUAUGGCCGGUAGACUCGGUGAAUCACUGAUCCCAAAGGGUGAUCCGAUGGAAGCGAGACUACAAGAAAUGUUGCGUUACAAUAUGGACAAGUAUGCCUCGCAAAACCUGGACACCCUACACAUAGCCAGAAGAGUCAGAGAAUUAUUGUCGAUACACAAUAUCGGUCAGAGAUUAUUCGCCAAGUAUGUACUUGGAUUGAGUCAGGGUACCGUCAGCGAAUUACUGAGCAAACCGAAACCUUGGGAUAAACUCACCGAGAAGGGACGCGAUAGUUAUCGGAAGAUGCACGGUUGGGCUUGCGACGACAACGCCGUAAUGCUGCUCAAGUCCCUAAUACCCAAGAAAGAGUAUGUUUCAGGCAAGGAGCAGGGAAUGCCACCUUUCGCGCGUGGACCACAGGAAAGUGGUCCGCCGGAAAUGAGCGACGAGAGGUUGGCCCAUAUCCUCUCGGAAUCUGGUCAUCUACAAAUGAGAGGCGAGCAUGAGGUCUCGAACGAUGCGGACAGUAAGAGUCCUAGCAGAAUCGGCUGUCCGAGUCCGUUUAGUAAGGACAGACUCGACAGCCAAAAUAGGAGACUGAAGAAGUACGAAAACGAUGACAUUCCCCCGGAAAAGGUAGUCAGGAUUUAUCAGGAAGAGUUAACCAAGCUCAUGGGAAGGAGAGUGGAGGAUCUACGUGGACCACGAGAAUUCCCUCCUAGCGCGGUGUUCCCGCAUUUUUUCAGCGGUACCCAAGGUCUCCAAGGUAUAGAAAGAACUCAAGAGGAUAUCAGACUGGCGUUGGACGCUUAUCAUCGGGAACUUCAAAAGUUGAACGCAGGACCUGGACAAAAUUCGGCGUUGACGGGUUUGCCAGGAUUACCUGGGCUUCCUGGUUUAUUGGCUCUCCAACAGCAGGCUCUUCAGCAACAUCACUUGGCGACGAACGGUGGUGGUGUACAGGAUUUGAGCCUAGGAAAAAUGGACAUAAGGAAUAAGAUGAUAAACGGGGUAACGGAGGAAGAAAAAGAGAAGAUGGAAGAGGCCAUGAGACACGCAGGUAGCGCGUUCUCAUUGGUCAGGCCUAAACAAGAGACUACGGGAGCCCAAUCGACGCCCGGUGGUUCCAGCGCGAGUUCACCACUCGGCAAUUCCAUACUACCUCCAGCGAUGACGCCCAGUGAAGAUUUUUCUGGCGCUGCUGCGGCCAGUCCACUCCAAAGGAUGGCCUCCAUCACGAACAGCCUAAUCAGCCAACCGUCCACUCCGACCCAUCAUGCUUCUAAUCAAAGACCACUAAAGGCCGUUCUUCCUCCCAUUACUCAACAACAAUUCGACAUGUACAAUAAUCUCAAUACCGAGGACAUCGUGAAGAGGGUAAAAGAACAGUUGUCGCAGUAUUCGAUCUCCCAACGUCUAUUUGGCGAAUCGGUUCUUGGUCUAUCUCAAGGUUCUGUCUCGGAUCUUUUGGCACGUCCAAAACCCUGGCACAUGCUGACGCAGAAAGGCCGCGAACCCUUCAUCAGAAUGAAAAUGUUCCUCGAGGACGAUAACGCGGUUCACAAACUGGUAGCAAGUCAAUAUAAGAUCGCACCGGAGAAGCUGAUGAGGACCGGCGGCUACGGCGGCCUGCCUCGUAAGUUUAACUCAGCAUGCGGAACGCCUAUGAAACCGAUGCCGCCGACGAAAUUGGUCCAGGAACAACUGCAAAAUGCUGCGAAGGCACAGGCCGCCGCACAGGCAGCGGCCCAAGCAGCGGCGCAACAUCAGCAAGAGAAUCAAAUGCAAUUGGGUCCGCCACAGCAGAGUCCGCAGCAUCCUCAACAUCCUCAGCCACCUUUGCCGAUGAUGCUGACACCACCGGGUCCGCACCAUCCGCACGCUCAGCUCAGCAUGCAAGAACUUCAGAAGAAGCAACAGCAGCAGCAACAACAGCAAAUGACUCUCCAUUCUCCGCACCAUCAGAUGACACCGUCGCCAUUGCGAGGUCCUCAUUUGCACAUUUCCUCGAGCGUUUACGAGAUGGCAGCGUUGACGCAAGACCUAGACACGCAAACGAUCACGACCAAGAUCAAGGAGGCCUUAUUGGCGAACAACAUUGGCCAAAAGAUAUUCGGCGAGGUCGUUCUUGGGCUGUCGCAGGGCUCGGUUAGCGAAUUAUUAAGCAAACCAAAGCCAUGGCACAUGUUGAGUAUAAAAGGUCGGGAACCGUUCAUAAGAAUGCAAAUGUGGUUGUCGGAUGCUCACAACGUUGACAGAUUGCAAGCUUUGAAGAACGAGCGAAGAGAGGCUAACAAGAGACGGCGUAGCAGUGGUCCCGGACACGACAACAGUUCGGACACUUCGAGCAACGAUACCGCGGAGUUUUACCAUGCGGCUUCGCCUGGUCCAGGACCAGCUUCCGCGAAGAAGCAACGUGUACUUUUCUCCGAGGAACAAAAGGAAGCACUUAGGCUUGCGUUCGCGCUCGACCCAUAUCCUAACGUUAGUACCAUCGAAUUUCUCGCGGGAGAACUCGCCUUGUCGUCUAGAACGAUAACGAAUUGGUUUCACAAUCAUCGAAUGAGAUUGAAACAGCAAACGCCACACGGUCAACCAGAACCUCAAUCGCCCAGGGAACCUGGUCAACCCUUCGAUCGAGUGCAGUUCAGAUUAUUGCUGAAUCAACGACUGGUAGAGAUUCAGAAGGAAAGGUUGGGCUUGGGCAACGUACCGUUACCUUAUUCCCCGUACUUCAAUCCGAACUUGGCAGCCUUGGUUGGAAACGCACUGAAGGAACAAUGUUCCGGCUUGGAUCUGUCCAUGAGCGCCCUUAAGAGAGAGCCCAAUCAAGAAUUCGAAGACGAGGACGUCGAGGAUGCGAUGAGUAAUCUCGGUAGCGAAGAUUCCGAAGGUUCUGCUGGUAGCAUAAAGAGAGAACCAGCGGAGACGCCGACGGCACCGACCACCGUCAGGUCUAACAGAAGGAAACCCGCAGCACCUCAAUGGGUUAAUCCAGAAUGGCAAGAACCAACGAGAACGGGCGACGAGGUUAUCAUAAAUGGCGUUUGCGUUAUGCAAACGGACGACUACGGUGUUAAAAGAGAAGCGGAGGAGACCAUUAGGGUCGAACCUACGCCUGUACAAGAUAGAUACGAGGAGGACGUUCAAAGUGAUGUUUCCUCGGUCUCCGGUAACAAUGGACCGGACAGAGACAGUCCAAUGCCCAGUCCAAAGUCCGGACAAAAUAGUCCUGUUACGUCACCUAGGUCGCCAUCGGUACAACAAACGGUACAACAGUCGACGGAGACGAGUCCCAAAGAAAUCGUUAAACACGAACCCGAAGAAACUUGGGACUAUUAAAGGUAGAAACCUUGAUCGAAGCGAUUCGAGGUAAACCUAGAAACGAUCUCUACGUAUCUACGUCGUCGACGAGAAUCGAACGUUUUUCAGAUAUCACGACGACGACGAUGACGACGACGACGACGACGACGACGACGACGACCAUGAUAAUGGCGACGAUGUCGAUAACGUUCCACGAUGUUAAAACAACGCAUCUGUGGACUGGUAUACGAAGGACUCGUGUUUCAUUUUAUGAAAAGUUAGACAGAUUUUAAAUGCAAGAAAAGGAAAAGAAACAAAAGCAGAGAAGGAGAGAGGGAGAAAGAAAGAAAGAAGAGAGAAAAAGAGAAGAAAAUACAAAGUAAAUGGAAAAAUGCAAAAUGCAUUAUAAAUCGUCAGAACGUUUUCGUAAUUAAGAGAUAGGGAUAAUUUAUCGGAACGAUAUGUCGAACUUCUAAACGCGAAAUGGAUGAUAUGAGUUCUUGUUUUAAGAAAUGAAAAGGGAAUAUUGAGUGUGCUGGAUAAAGGGAGCUUAAUCAAAAGAACUCGAUCGAACUCAUUAGGUUCGCGCCGCUAGUUGGACUCUUCGGUCAGAAAUAACCGAAGUGAAAAUAAUAAUAAUAUACAUAUAUAUAUAUAUAUAUAAAUUAUAUAUAUAUAUGUGUGUGUGUGUGUGUUUGUAUAUAUACAUAUAUAUAUAUAUAUAUAUACACAUUAUAUAUAUAUAUAUAUAUAUUUAUAGUGAUGUGCGUUAUCGGAAGACUGUGAAAACGCGACAGCUCGAUUUAAAUUCAAUCGGCGGUCGUUGCGAUUCUCUCGAAAUUUCGUAAGAACCCCGGCCACUUUCGCUUUCGCCGAUUAUCGAUCCUGUGUUGCUUUAUUUGACAGCCUACCGAGAGAAUCUUCGAAUCGAAUAAGAAUUCAUCGAAGGAUGGACGGAGCACGAAGGAUCGCAAGUUAAGAAAAAUAAUAAAGAAAAGCAAAGAAAAGAGAGAGAGAGAGAGAGAAAGAAAAAGAAGAACAAAAUAUUCGAAAACGGACGAGGCCGGGAUUCGCCUCAGUGCAAUCUCCCAGUAAAACGGUUGUUAGAUCGGAUUAUUAUUAAUUUUUAAAACUAAAUUAUGCAAAGCGACGACAGAGAGAGAGAGAGAGAGAGAGAGA
Messenger RNA from Vespula pensylvanica (western yellowjacket), 7261 nucleotides. It is a transcript of the gene cut, whose product is annotated as homeobox protein cut. Gene Ontology annotation, biological process: regulation of DNA-templated transcription. The record is from RefSeq and is a predicted model, not a curated record. The transcript has 8 exons. Bases 974 to 6121 code for a protein of 1715 amino acids. NCBI's taxonomy places the organism in Eukaryota, Metazoa, Arthropoda, Insecta, Hymenoptera, Vespidae. Gene Ontology annotation, molecular function: DNA-binding transcription factor activity, RNA polymerase II-specific; DNA binding.